AUGGCGCGACUAACACGCCGCACUGGCACGCAAAAGUCGGCGCCGUCGCAGUCACAGCAACACAGCCAAGAACAGGACGAGCUGGUGUCUUCAUCUUCUCAGGAUCGGGGUCAGGACGAGCCUCAACAAUCGCAGCAGACCCGUGGCGCUCGUGCUUCGAGAAGACGUACAACCACACACGACGAUGACGAGGAAGAUGCUCCAUCUGAUGCUGAGAUGGUAGCCGCAGCAGAGGUCGACCAAGCCGCCGCCGAAGGAAACGACAACGAUGCACAUCAACCGCCACCUUCCACCUUCUCUGCGCAAUCUGAGGCCGAUCAUAUCAAGAUCAUGCUGGCUACGGACAAUCACAUCGGCUACAUGGAGCGAGAUCCUGUCCGAGGUCAAGACUCAAUCCGCACCUUCGAGGAGAUCCUUCAGCUGGCGUUUCAGCACGACGUCGACCUGAUCUUGCUCGGCGGCGAUCUUUUCCACGAGAACAAGCCCAGUCGUGCCACCCUGCAUCAGACCAUGGCAUUGUUGCGGCAGUAUACGCUCGGCGACAAACCCAUCUCGAUCGAACUGCUGAGCGAUCCCAACGAUGGUGCGCUGCCAGGCAAGCACUUCCCAGCCAUCAACUACGAAGAUCCCAACCUCAACGUGGGCAUCCCGGUUUUCUCCAUUCACGGCAACCACGACGACCCGCAAGGUGUUGGUGAAACAGGUGCACUAUCAGCGCUCGAUUUGCUGUCCGUGUCUGGCCUCAUCAACUACUUUGGCAAAGUCGAGCUUCCAUCCGACGAUGCUGCAGCAGGCGCGUCGGCUGCCAGAACGGCACGAGGCGGCGCCUUUCAAGAAAAGGGGAUCCGCAUCAAGCCCGUCCUGCUGCAAAAGGGUCAGACGAAACUUGCCCUUUACGGCAUGGGCAACAUCAAGGACGAGCGAAUGCACUUUGAACUCCGUGCUAACCGCGUACGCAUGUAUCGUCCGCAGGAAGAGCCGGAUUCGUGGUUCAACAUCCUCUGCGUCCAUCAGAACCGCGUAGCGCACAACCCCAAGGCAUGUGUGCCGGAGACCAUGUUUGACGACUCGAUCCAUCUCGUCGUGUGGGGACACGAACACGAACAGAUGAUCCAACCCCAGCCCGUGACCGAGAAGGGGUACCACAUCACCCAGCCGGGCAGCAGCGUGGCCACGAGCCUGAGUCAGGGAGAGACGGUGGAGAAGUGCGUGGCCAUCAUCCAUGUCGAAAAGACCGACUUUUUGAUCGAGCCAAUUCCACUGCAGACGGUUCGACCGUUUGUGAUGGACGACAUGGUGCUGUCUGAAGAGCUGGAGGAUGCGGGACUGUCGUCAGAACGAAGCGAUAUCAUCAAGCUCUUGCGCAAGAGGGUCGAUGGUCUCAUCGUCCGCGCCAAGCAAGAGUUCAAGGAGCGGUACCCAGGACGCGAGAUGCCUCUCCCACUGAUUCGGCUGCGGGUCGAGUACACGAAUCAGGAGAUCAGCAACCCGCAACGGUUUGGCCAGGAGUUCGCUGGCAAAGUUGCCAAUCCCAAGGAGGUCCUCCAAUUCACCAAGCGCAAGAACGUGAGGAGCGGACGCCGCAAUCAGGAUGACAGUGCCAACGGACCGAGCGCGUACGUCGAUGUCGAGGAAGAAGGUUUGUUGUCGAUCGAGCGACUCGAAAAAGUAGACGUUGGUAAGCUCGUGCAGGAAUACCUCCAGGCACAAAACCUCGACAUUCUCAACCCGGAAGGCCUCGAAGGAGCCGUGCUCAACUUUGUCGAAAAGGACGACCGCGAAGCCAUCGACAGCUUUGUCACCAAGAUGCUCAAGAACACGGUGAAAGGCUUGGUGACGAUCGAUCCGGAAGAGUCGCGGAUCGACGGAGAGCUGGAAAGGAUCCGACAGCAGCAAUUGGAGCAGAGAAGGGAGAUGGAGAUGGACCUGGAGGAAGCGGGCGCUGCGAGGCGAAGCGGCGCAGCUACGAGGGGUAACGAUUCAGAUGACUCGAUGAUGGACGACUUGGAGCCACCUCGAACUGCUGCACCAGCUAGGGAGACCGGUAGGGGGAGAAACGCUCGUGCUGCCAAGCAAGAUGAUGAUGAGGAGGAAGACGACUUUGACGAUGGGGCGAGCGUUGCAAGCAGCACACGUAGGGGUGCCACGAGACGUGCUGCCGCUACAACCUCGACCAGUAGAGCGAAGAAAGCACCUACUGCGAGGACGCCAGCUCGAGCAUCCGCGUCAUCUUCGCGCGCCACAGCGCCUGCACCGACGUUCCUCGGUCCAGAAUCAGCUUAUGCAGAACAAGAGGAAGAAUCGGAUGUGCCCAUCGACGAGCAUGCUUCCACUCCUGCACCUCCAGCCACCAGAGGCCACGCUAGUGUGCUCGACAUGCUCAGCAGGCAAAGUGCCACUUCGAAAUCGGCGAGGGGACGAAGCAAAGCCACGGCGACGACAUCAGCAGCAGCAGCCACAGCGAGAGGUGCAGCACCAAAGCAAAGCGCACAGCGUUCGCGCCAGCGUGAGCAGCAGGAGAGUAUCCAAAUCAGCGACGACGAUGACGGAGACGCCAUCGUAGACGGAGAUGAUGACGACGAUUUCGUGGAGCCGACAACGAGUCGGACUGCUGGACGCCGUACCAGUCGUCGAUGA
Molecule: messenger RNA, 2637 nt
Organism: Pseudozyma hubeiensis SY62
Lineage: Eukaryota; Fungi; Basidiomycota; Ustilaginomycetes; Ustilaginales; Ustilaginaceae
Exons: 1
Coding region: 1-2637 (878 amino acids)
Biological process (GO): mitotic G2 DNA damage checkpoint signaling; double-strand break repair via nonhomologous end joining; mitochondrial double-strand break repair via homologous recombination
Cellular component (GO): Mre11 complex; nucleus
Molecular function (GO): endonuclease activity; manganese ion binding
Source: RefSeq, a predicted model, not a curated record